This is a messenger RNA of Cinclus cinclus, 1725 nucleotides long. It is a transcript of the gene DNAI2, whose product is annotated as dynein axonemal intermediate chain 2. Lineage: Eukaryota; Metazoa; Chordata; Aves; Passeriformes; Cinclidae. Gene Ontology annotation, cellular component: outer dynein arm. Bases 1 to 1725 code for a protein of 574 amino acids. The transcript is spliced from 12 exons. Gene Ontology annotation, molecular function: dynein heavy chain binding; dynein light chain binding. The record is from RefSeq and is a predicted model, not a curated record. Gene Ontology annotation, biological process: cilium movement; outer dynein arm assembly.
AUGGAGAUCAAGUACGAGUACACGCGGAAGCGCAGCGAAUUCGGGCGGCCCUGCAGCUUCUCAGACUUCCUGGCCGAGGUGACCGUGGACAUCCCACCCGACCCCAGCCUGGCUGAUGACUUCAUCCCACAGGACCCCGUGGACUUUGCUGUGCAGGAGGGUCCUGUCAUGGCCCUGCACGAGGUGAACACGGAUCGGGUGCAGGUGUCCAUCCAGGGUGUGAACCAUGUGGAGGGUGGGUGGCCCAAGCACGUUGACCCCAAGAACUCAGAGCUGACCACCCGCUACCGGGAGGAGGUGGAGAGGGAAGAGGUCUACACCAGGAGUGUCCAGCGCCUUGGCUCUCUGGUGGAGCACUACGUCAAGCAGAACAACACCAUCGACAUCUACGAGGAAUAUUUUGAGGAGGAAGAGGAGGAAGAUGAGGAGGAUGAGCCUCCCUCAGCCAAAACCAUCAAUGUCCUCAGGGACCCCAACCAGACCAAGAGGAUGGCCAUGCACCUCUCCUGGCACCCUGAUGCCAACAGGGCAGUGGCUGUGGCUUAUUGCAGCCUGGAAUUCCAAGACAGCAGGAAGGACAUGAGCUUUGAUUCCUACAUCUGGGAUCUGGAAAAACCCUACAGCCCAGAGCUCACCCUCAAGCCCUCGUCCCCUGUGCUGACCCUGGAGUACAAUUCCAAGGACUGGCAUCAUGUGCUGGGAGGCUGCUACAAUGGGCAGAUAGUGUAUUGGGACACCAGGAAAGGGGGGCUGCCCAUGGAGAUGACCCCUGUGGAGUUCAGCCACAGGGACCCUGUGUAUGGAGCGUGCUGGCUGCCCUCCAGAACGGGCACUGAGUGCUUCUCAGGCUCCACCGAUGGGCAGAUCCUGUGGUGGGACAUCCGCAAGAUGUCACAGCCCAGCGAGAAGCUGAUCUUGGACAUCACCCGGGAAGAUCAGCUGAAGAAGGCUCUGGGUGCCAUGUCCCUGGACUUUUCACCCACCAUGCCCACCAAGUUCCUCGUGGGCACAGAGCAGGGCAUCAUCAUCUCCUGCAAUCGUGACGCCAAGACACCGCCCGAGAAAAUUGCCAACAUUUUCAGUAGCCACAUCGGGGCUGUCUACAGAGUGACCAGGAACCCCUUCUUCCCCAAAAUCUUCCUGUCAGUCGGUGACUGGACUGCUCGGAUCUGGACAGAGGAGCUCAUGGAUUCAUCAUCAAUUAUGGAGACCAAGUACCACACUCCCUACCUUCUGGACACGUGCUGGAGCCCCAUGAAGCCAGCCGUGUUCUUCACCACCAAGUCAGAUGGGACCCUGGACAUCUGGGACUUCCUCUUCCACCAGAAGGAGCCUGCCCUCAGCAUCAAGGUGUCCAACGAACCCCUGCUCAGCCUGUGCUCGCAGGACAACGGGCGCAUCAUUGGCUGUAGCACCAGGAUGGGCACUGUCUUCCUCCUGGAGAUCUCCUCAGGGUUCUGCACCCUCCGGAAGAACGAGAAGACCCUGACCUCCUCAAUGUUCGAGCGGGAGGCAAGGCGGGAGAAGGUCCUGCAGGACAAAUAUCGGGAGCGGCUGCUGCGGGAGCAGGAGCGGGCACGGGCCCGGCCAGAGGAGCAGGAGGAUCCCCAGGAGGUGUUCAAGCAGGUCCAAGCAGAUUUCCUCGCCAACAUCAAGGCAGAACGGCGCAGGAGGGGCAUGGAAGACCCUGGAGAGGGUGAAGAGGGAGAGGCAGCUGCGCAGUAG